AUGGGUAACAGCUUUGGUUUUUUAAGGACUGUAUCUGGAAGUCCUUUCCAAUUCGCCGUGGUAGAGGUUUGCCAGGCUGAGAACAUCAAUUUGACCCAGGCUUGCAACCUAACAUUCAACGCAAACCACGAACUUUUUUCGAUUGGUAAUGUUACAAGGGGGACGAUGGAGCCGCAACCUGGGAUAGCUGGCAUUGGAAUAUGGUUCGCAAUGGUGCCGUUCUUCGUCGUUGUAAUGGUCGAUGUGUUUAUCGCAUAUACCAAAGUCUCCGGUUGGGUCAGAAACAAACGUGGCAAAGGUGUCGGGAACACGAACGCAGAGCCGUCUUGGAGAAAUAAGAUGCGCGCAGCAGGCCGAACAAUUGUCUUGGGUGUUGCAGACACUCAGACCAUCUUCGUAGGGGGGUUCCUGCUCAGUUUUGCUGGUCGGGAUAAGUGUACGCUGACAAGCUACCACUUCACCGUAACCGCCAGUCAGAUGCUGAUUGCUUUGUCUGUUAUUACGAUGUCCGUCGCACUAUUACGGAGUUACUGGCGGAAUCCCCUUGCAGCAGCAUUCCGACUGAUUCUCUCCAUUGGAGCUUUCAUUGGCGUCGGUUUGACCAUCUUUAGGAAAGCCAACUACGCCCCCUUCAACCCGAUGCAGCUUCCGGGCAAGGAUAGUGCCAUCCUACUCCCAGUGGCCUGCUUGCUCGAAGGAACACUACGGUCUGCGGCAAUAGAGCAGGAGCACAAGAGCCAGGCAGACCUCGGCUUCGGCACAGCACAACCCAACUGGUUGUGGCCAGCACCCGACAGGAUCAUGUUCAUCGUCCUGGCUGCCGCCUGUUUUUCGGCGCACAUUAACACUGCCAUCCGCUUCCUAUCUCGCAAAUCCCGCAACCGCCAACCAAAACCUCGGUCGGGUACACACGACUUCUUUGUUUUUGUGUACUGCUGGGUGGACGAGUCUGGUUGGAUGCAAAGUCCGAACACUGAGAUGAUCAUCUGGGACUCUGGCGGAUUGAUCGCAAUGGGAAUCCUUAUCACGAUCUUCAUGAACGUACUGACUGAGGCUUUUGAGAGAAAGAAGAAAGAUGCAAAUAAGGGAAUUGAAGACGGGACGGCGUAUAAGCAGCUUGUGUCUCGGGAUCGUUCACCAAUGCACAUGAACGACCGGGGGUACAAUCGUGGGCCAAAUCGACCCUUCAACACAUCCAGAGUAAGGUAG
Messenger RNA from Alternaria alternata, 1209 nucleotides. RefSeq lists its product as hypothetical. The transcript has 3 exons. The record is from RefSeq and is a predicted model, not a curated record. Bases 1 to 1209 code for a protein of 402 amino acids. NCBI's taxonomy places the organism in Eukaryota, Fungi, Ascomycota, Dothideomycetes, Pleosporales, Pleosporaceae.